AUGGAGGUUUGUAUCGACGACAUGCUCGCCAAAUCCCUCCAAGCGAAGGAUCAUGUUUCACAUCUCGAGGAAUGUUUCGCGCAGCUAAAUUCCCAUGACAUGAAGCUCAACUCGAGAAAAUGCAGGUUUGCCCCCACAUCUUAUUUAUUACCGUUUCACGAUCAAACAGACUUCUCGAUUCCAAACCUCAAACCGGCAAGUCCGGAGUGGGACUCGGUGAGAGCCCAAGUACGAACAGCCCUAGAAGAGUACGGAUGUUUCGAGGCCUUGUUCAACGGAGCUUCAGUGGAGCUACGGAAGGCGCUGUUCGAGGCCUCGGAGGAAUUUUUUGAUUUACCUCUUGAAACUAAACUGAGAACAAAGUCUGACAAACUCUACAAAGGAUACGCUGGUCAGAAUUCGACUCUACCUUUAUACGAGGCUAUUGGCUGUGACGGUGCAAAUAAUCCUCAAAUUGUCGACGAAUUAACCUACAAGCUUUGGCCUCAAGACGUGAAGGUGAGGACGAUGAUCAUGGAGAGUUUCGGUCUCGAGAAAUACGUCGAGGAGCACCUUAACUCAGCGAGGAAGCACUUUCGUGUCAUCAAAUAUAGAGGACUUAACGAAAACGCAGAGGAGCAGCCAGGCCUCAACCCUCAUACCGAUAGCCAUUUCCUUACAAUACUUUGUCAAAAUGACGUAGUAGAUGGCGUGGAGAUCAAGGCAAUGUAUAGAAAGGCCAUGUAG
Brassica oleracea var. oleracea is the source of this 726-nucleotide messenger RNA. RefSeq names its product probable 2-oxoglutarate-dependent dioxygenase AOP1. Lineage: Eukaryota; Viridiplantae; Streptophyta; Magnoliopsida; Brassicales; Brassicaceae. Gene Ontology annotation, molecular function: dioxygenase activity. Bases 1 to 726 code for a protein of 241 amino acids. The transcript is spliced from 3 exons. The record is from RefSeq and is a predicted model, not a curated record.